CAGGCCGCCGCCGCGCGGACCAGCGCCGGCUCGCUCCCCGCGGCCGCGCUCAGCUCUUGGCCGCUCGUGUGUCCGGUGGCGUCGGGACUCCGCGAAGUUCAGUGCUGCACCUGUCCCGGGGUCCCGCGGGCUCCCGGCGUCAGACCCCCUUCCCGCCUUCUCGAGCUGCGCCGCCCCGGCUGCCAUGGCCCCCAGCCCCAAGCCGGGGGGCGGCUGGGGCGCGGCCCUCUCCCACCUAGCGCUGGGGCUGGUGUCCCUGCACGCAGCCGCGAGCUCCGCCCAGGCAAGUCGCGGGGCAGCUGCCGGCUUCCUGCUGCAGGCCUUGGCGGCCACCACCACGCUGGCUCCAGGGGCGGGCGCGCGCGAAGACUGCCUCGCCGGAGCCUGGGUGGCCACGGUCAUCGGCCUGCCCCUCCUGGCCUUCGACUUCCACUGGGUGAACGGGGACCGCUCCUCCGCCAACCUGCUGCUGGGGGCAGGCAUGGUGCUGGCCGUGGCCGGAGACCACCUCGGCGCUGAAGGCUGCUCCGUGGCCGGCCAGGCCGUGCUGCUGGUGGUCGCAGUGACCAUCCUCAUCGUGGCCGCAUUCACGGCCAACACCUACGGGAUGUGGGGGGGCGCCAUGCUGGGCGCCGCAGGCCUCCUGAGCCGGCUGGAGGAGGACAGCCUGCCGCUGCCGCUGCCCAAGGAGGACGUCUGCCGCUGGACCCUGGCUGCAGGCAGCUGGGCCUACUGCCGGGCCUUGCGCACGCAGCGCCUGCAGUGGGAGUGACUGCUGGACACAGCCAGGCUCUUUCCUCCCGGAGUGGGCUUGCCACGGGCUGACAGGCCCCGGGCCGUCUGGGCACUGUCCCCGCUCCGGACACUUGCGGGGUCUUGCCCAGGCCAGAAGGUCAGAGUUAGAGACACGGCCACUUGGGGGGGGGCGGGGAAGAGAAGACCUGGUCCCGGGCUGGACACGGUUGUGCAAAGAGGCUCCGUCGACAAUAAACCUUAGGAAU
This is a messenger RNA of Lepus europaeus (European hare), 1001 nucleotides long. RefSeq names its product transmembrane protein 276 (gene TMEM276). The record is from RefSeq and is a predicted model, not a curated record. Bases 185 to 772 code for a protein of 195 amino acids. NCBI's taxonomy places the organism in Eukaryota, Metazoa, Chordata, Mammalia, Lagomorpha, Leporidae. The transcript has 2 exons.